Apis florea (little honeybee) is the source of this 1063-nucleotide messenger RNA. RefSeq lists its product as uncharacterized. The record is from RefSeq and is a predicted model, not a curated record. Lineage: Eukaryota; Metazoa; Arthropoda; Insecta; Hymenoptera; Apidae.
CAAAUUAAAAAUAAAUUUAUUAUUCAGAAAUUGUUUUAAGAACUUGAGUCAGAUUCUGACAUAAGCAAUAUAAAUUUUCGUAUAUAAGUAGAUUGUUGAAAAUAAAUUGGUGGGGAUUUAAAGAAACUAAAUCAGGCGAGAAAAGCCGAAAAUUGCCGAUUCAUACUCGAGUGGAUUCUGACCUGAAUAUUCGUUAUUCUUCUUGGAAAGUUGUGAACAUUGUGUCUAUUAGUGUUUUAUGUUUUAUAAAAACAUAUUUUUGUAUUAUUCAUUCUAGUAUUAAAAACCACUUGUAAAAAAGAAUAAUAAUGGCUGUAACAAGUGAUGCUAUGUAUCAAUCAAGAAUCAUUGCUCCAUCAUUCGUAUCGUCAAACAUGUAUUAUGGUUGUGUACAACAUUGUAAGAAAGAAACUCAGCAUAAUGUUAUGCUUGAACAUAUCGGAAUUUCAAAACCAUCAUUAAUCGAUUGUUGCUCUUACGAUACACUUAUGGAAAUUGAUGAAGACGGAUGUGAUUAUUCUAUGACAACUGAUUAUUUGAACAACGAUUCUAUAAUUUUAAAAGCAACAGUACAGAAUCGGUUAAAAACUAGUGAAAAAUUACAAUCACAACAACAAACAACUUAUGAUGCGGAUAUGCUUCAACGCAGAAGUCGGAAGCGACACAACAGCGAUUUCAAUUCUACAAGUCAACUGAAAAAGUUACGAAGAGGCGGUGGUAAGGACCAUGUACAAGAAGACACAACAGAUACAAAGGACUAUGGCUCAACCAUUAUGUCGUGUGAAUCAGAAGCAUUUCAAGUAAAUAUUAUUGAUAAUGUGCAACAAUCUAAGAUUAAAAAUAAGAACGGGGCAGCAGAAAGUCAUAUUAGUUUCAAUAAUUCAAAUUGUGAAGAAUUGUUAUUCAAUAAUAGUCAUAAAUCACUUGAAAACAUUGUUGAAUAUGAAAAUAUGUUAUUUGAAACACAUGGAUGUUCAAUAUAUCAAUUUUAUCGUUUGCAAUUGGAUAAUAAUGACUGCACAGAAUUUUAAAUAAAAUAAUAUAUAAUUAUUUUUAAUGUUUA